AUGCAGCUUUAUUUCUCGCCUAGCAUGAGAAGCAUCACGAUAUCAAGCAACAAUGGGUUUAUUGACUUGAUGAAGAUCAAAGUCGCAGCUUGUCACAUUUCUUAUCGAACUCUUUUUCAUACCAUACUCAUCCUUGCUUUUUUGUUGCCAUUUGUCUUCAUUCUCACUGCUCUUGUUACCCUUGAAGGUGUCAACAAGUGUUCUUCAUUGGAUUGUUUAGGUAGACGGUUAGGACCAAGGCUACUUGGCAGGACGGACAAUUCAGCGAGAUUAGUUAAAGAUUUUUACAAAAUACUGAACGAGGUGAAGACCGGGGAAAUUCCAUCUAGUUUAAAGCUGCCAAAUUCAUUUGAUCAAAUGGUUUCUGAUAUGAAGGAUAAUCAAUAUGAUGCGAAAACAUUCGCUUUAAUGUUAAAGGGAAUGAUGGAGAAAUUUGAGAAAGAAUUCAGAGAAUCAAAAUUUGCAGAGCUGAUGAAUAAACACUUUGCAGCUAGUUCUAUCCCUAAAGGGAUUAAUUGUCUCUCUUUGCGUUUAACCGAUGAAUAUUCGUCGAAUGCGCAUGCACGCAAACAAUUGCCUCCGCCAGAGUUACUACCUAUGCUCUCCGACAACUCUUACCACCAUUUUAUUUUGUCAACCGAUAACAUCUUGGCUGCUUCAGUAGUUGUUGCCUCUACCGUUCAGUCGUCUCAGAUACCUGAAAACAUAGUCUUCCAUGUCAUCACCGACAAAAAAACUUAUGCCGGUAUGCACUCGUGGUUCGCACUAAAUCCUCCCUCACCUGCUAUAAUUGAAGUCAAAGGCCUUCACCAGUUUGACUGGUUAACUAGAGAAAAUGUUCCGGUACUUGAAGCCGUAGAAAGCCAAAAUGCAAUUAGGGAUUACUAUCAUGGGAAUCAUCUCUUGGGAGCCAAUCUCAGUGAUCCCAAUCCACGUAAAUUCGCGUCAAAAUUGCAGUCGAGAAGUCCAAAGUACAUAUCUUUACUCAACCAUAUCCGUAUAUACAUACCCGAGCUUUUUCCGAACCUUGACAAGGUGGUUUUUUUGGACGACGAUGUUGUGGUUCAGCGUGAUUUGUCUCCGCUUUGGGAAAUUGAUAUGAAUGGAAAAGUUAACGGAGCUGUGGAAACUUGCAGAGGUGAAGAUGAUUGGGUAAUGUCGAAGCAUUUAAAGCACUACUUCAAUUUUUCCCAUCCCCUCAUUGCAGAGCAUUUGGAUCCUGAUGAGUGUGCUUGGGCUUACGGAAUGAAUGUAUUCGAUCUUCGUAUAUGGAGAAUGUCAAAUAUUAGAGAGACAUAUCAUUCCUGGCUGAAAGAGAAUCUGAUGUCAAACAUGACGAUGUGGAAGCUAGGAACCCUACCUCCAGCUUUGAUUGCAUUUAAAGGUCGUGUGUAUCCAAUUGACCCCUCUUGGCACAUGCUUGGUUUAGGUUAUCAGAACAACACCAAUGUCGAGGAUGUGAAAAUGGCUGCGGUUAUUCAUUACAAUGGCCAAUCAAAACCUUGGUUAGAAAUCGGGUUUGAACAUCUUAGACCAUUUUGGAGCAAGUAUGUCAAUUAUUCAAAUGAUUUUGUUAGGAACUGUAAUAUCAUGGACUCAUAG
Molecule: messenger RNA, 1602 nt
Organism: Lathyrus sativus (Indian pea)
Lineage: Eukaryota; Viridiplantae; Streptophyta; Magnoliopsida; Fabales; Fabaceae
Source: the annotation of a GenBank genome assembly